GUGCUUAAGCCGCACUAAUCAGCCAUUUUACCUUUACAAGUUUUGAUGAAAGUUGAAAAAAAAAAAACAAAGAAAAAAUCUCGUGGGCCCAUUUGGCUUUUCCGCAUCGCAGCAACAAAAGGUACAAUACCACAUGACAUUUGACCAAAGACAGAGAGACCCCCUUUAUUUACUGUUGACCACACCUUCCUAUAUACGUCCGAAUCCAAAGGGACCCAAACUCUAAAACCCCACUCACUCACCCAUUCAUCAAAAUUUGGAGCUCAUCAACUUCCUCCAAAAACAAAAAAGAAAAAGAAAAAUUCGAAUCCUCACCAUCUUUAUCAUUCAUGGAAGAGACUUUGCCUCUAAAAUGCUCUCGCCGACCAGAAAACAGUCCCUCCUGCAUUGCCCAUCUGCCAGAGAGCCCAAGAGCUCCCAUGGAGUUUCUUUCCAGGUCUUGGAGUGCUUCUGCUCUUGAAGUCUCCAAAGCUCUGGCUCAACUUCCUAACCCUCAACUUCCUUCUUCAUGCAUGGCUUCCAAGUCAGCAAACAGCUCCUCUUCUUGUACCGCAGCUUCUAUACCUGAAGAUAUAUCUGGAGAGUCAGAGGAGCUCCCAAUGCUGUCUGGAAAUCGGUUCUCUUUUGGUUCCUCAACUACUUCUCAGCUUGUUCUCGAUCGUAUUAUGUCACAGUCCAUGAGAGAGGAAGUAUCGCCAUUAACGUCCGGGAGGCUCUCACAUAGCAGCGGACCUCUGAAUGGUGGUUCUUUGACAGAGACAGACAGCCCUCCAGUAUCUCCUUCUGAAGAAUUCGACGACGUCGUUAAGUACUUCCGUUCCAACAACACCAUACAGCCAUUAUUCAAUAGCGGGCGCAGCAGCGCCGGCCAUGUCAACGCCACCCCUGCAGUGGCCGGAACCAAGACAGUAGGAAGGUGGUUGAAAGAGAGAAAAGAGAAAAAGAAAGAGGAAACUAGAACCCACAAUGCUCAGGUCCACGCCGCAGUCUCAGUUGCUGCAGUGGCUGCAGCUGUGGCUGCAAUUGCAGCAGCCACCGCCGCUUCCUCUGCAUCAGGAAAGAAUGAACAAGCUGCCAAAACAGAUACUGCCGUAGCAUCUGCGGCCACACUAGUAGCUGCACAGUGCGCAGAGGCUGCUGAAGCUAUGGGAGCUGAUCAUGAUCACCUUGCUUCAGUGGUGAAUUCUGCUGUCAAUGUUCGAUCUCAUGACGAUAUCGUCACUCUCACCGCAGCAGCAGCCACAGCUUUACGAGGAGCCGCAACUCUUAAGGCAAGGGCAAUGAAAGAAGUGUGGAAUAUUGCAGCUGUAAUACCAGUUGAAAAGGGAAUUGGACUUGGGGUUUGUGGUAAAGGCAAUAACUGUCAUUCUAAUAGCAGCAGCAGCUUUAGUGGCGAUCUGUGCCCUGCUGCAGAUAGUUUUCCUGUGUUCUGUAACCAAGAUAUCCUAGCCAAGGGUAGCGAACUCCUCAAACGCACCCGCAAAGGAGAUUUGCAUUGGAAAAUUGUGUCUGUUUAUAUUCACCGAACAGGACAAGUGAUGCUGAAAAUGAAAAGCAAACACGUUGCUGGGACUAUAACCAAAAAGAAAAAGAAUGUAGUACUAGAAGUCUGCAAGGACAUGGCAGCAUGGCCAGGAAGACACUUAUUCGAUGGAGGGGAACAGCGUUGUUACUUUGGGUUGAAAACAGAAACACGCGGGAUUGUGGAGUUCGAGUGCAAGAACCAGAGGGAAUAUGAUUUAUGGACUCAGGGAGUUUCUAGACUUCUCUCUAUUGUUGCCGAGAGAAAAAAGCAGGCGUUAAAUUGAUUUCGCAUCUACAUCAUCGCUAUAUUGGCAUACUAGGUUAAACAAGAUUGCUCGUUUGUUUGUUUGUUGGUUUGUCUUUUUUUUUUGGGGGGCUAGGAUAGGGGGCUAAUUGCUUAUUACUAUGUCUGCCGUGGCUUUCUCUAUCUGUAAAUAAAGGGAAAAAGGUAUAAUUCGAAUUGAA
Molecule: messenger RNA, 1989 nt
Organism: Ziziphus jujuba (common jujube)
Lineage: Eukaryota; Viridiplantae; Streptophyta; Magnoliopsida; Rosales; Rhamnaceae
Product: VAN3-binding protein
Exons: 7
Coding region: 330-1808 (492 amino acids)
Biological process (GO): phloem or xylem histogenesis; leaf vascular tissue pattern formation; auxin-activated signaling pathway
Source: RefSeq, a predicted model, not a curated record